CUUCUCUCUCUCUUCCUGCCUCCCUCUCUGUCUCUCUCCCCCAUCUCUCCCCCUCUCUCUUAUCAAUCCAUCCAUCCAUCCAUCCAUCCAUCCGCCCAUCCCUACAUGGAUGUGUUUUUGCUGCACAGAUCCUCUUUCUGUGCCACAGCCUCAGGAGACGUGAGAGCAGAAUAGCUCGAGCUGCUUGCGAGGGUGGAUUCUCUCCACCCCCCCUCCAUCGCUCUCUCCAUUCCUCCUCCCAUUUCCACACAGCUUGUUUUACAAGCCGGGGAGGCUCUGCCAUCUAGAGCACUUUAUGAGAUCAUUUCAAUCUGCCGCGUUUUCCCCCUCCCCGCCUUCUGCUUUUUCUCCCCCAUACUUCUCUGUGUGCAUGCGUUUAUGUGUGCAUGUGUGCAUGUGUGGGAGGGUAAUCCUUCCCCCUUUUCCUCUUACAUACAUACGUACAUCUACACUAAAGCAAGGUUCCUGCUAACAUGAACUUGAAGACUUGCUCUACCCACAUGCUUGUGAUACCUCGGGAUGUCAUGGGAUCCAGCUGCUUGAAAAGCCUGCAGGCUGCUGCGCUCAGUCAUUCAAAAUAAGUCUUUUGGAAACAACAACAGAAAACAAGUUUAUUCACUUUCUUUCUUGCAUGCUCACACACACAGACACUGGUCUUCUAUUCUCCCUUUUUUUUUUUUUUUAAUCCUCCUUUUUCUGUGCUGUGGAUAUUUCUGAGUAAGGAGUCUCAAGGAUUCUGUUGUUUGGACUACGCUGAAUCAAAUUCCAUCUGCCCAGGUUUCUUCAUUUUUGCAUCACUAGAUUGACUAAGGAUUUUUUAAAAAGAUCAUUUUUAUGUCUUUGCCUGAAGCAGGAGGGAAAGGAUGAAUGGCAUAGCAAGAAGAACUAAAUUUCUUCCAGAAAUUGACUUACCAAACCAAGGAUAAAUGUGAUUUCUCAAAGAUAAACUCCGCUGUGUAUGGAAACGUAUACUUCAAGGACGGAGGAUCUUGGGAAAUGUCAUAUAGAUAAAUGGAAGUUGAAGCUACAUGACAGCUGACAAUGAGAGUCAAAAAGGGAACAACGCAGGUCAGAUAGCAUCCAGACAACAGAUUGCAAGUAACUUUCAACAUAUGCGUUUUGCAAGCAUACAAGCUCUAAGUCAAUAGAGAGAACAGGCUGAUCUUUUGUGGAAAGGAGGAGGGAAGGAUGUCAUGCUUCGCCCAAAGGCCUAUCUGGAAAUUCCCACCACCCCUUUAGGUGACAACAACCACAGUGACAGUGACUGUCUUUCAAGGCCCCAUCGUUGAUUUACCAUGGAAAAACUGUUCUGCAGCAUCCUGGUGUUUGGAGUGGUUGUUGCAGUCAACGCCUGUCCAAAAUACUGUGUUUGUCAAAAUCUGUCUGAGUCGCUGGGAACACUCUGCCCUUCAAAGGGACUUCUUUUUGUUCCACCAAACAUAGACAGGAGGACUGUUGAACUUCGACUUGGGGGCAACUUUAUUAUUAACAUCAGCAGGCAGGAUUUUGCCAACAUGACUGGCCUUGUUGACCUCACAUUGUCUAGGAAUACCAUCAGUUACAUCCAGCCCUAUUCUUUUGUUGAUUUAGAAAGCCUACGAUCUUUGCAUUUAGACAGUAAUAGGUUGCCUGAAAUUGGGGAGGACAUUUUGAGGGGCUUGAUUAACCUUCAGCACUUGAUUCUAAACAACAACCAACUAAAUUAUAUUUCAGAUGAUGCUUUUGAAGAGUUUCUAUUUACCUUAGAAGAUCUGGAUCUUUCUUAUAAUAACCUCAGAAGCAUCCCUUGGGAAUCCAUAAUGAAGAUGAUAAACUUGCACCAGAUUAGUUUGGAUCAUAAUUUGAUAGAUUAUAUCACAGAGGGGACCUUUGCAGAUCUUCAGAAACUAGCCAGGUUGGAUCUAACUUCCAACAGACUUCAGAAGCUUCCUCCUGAUCCCAUUUUUGCCCGGUCUCAAAUAUCUCCAUUAACUACAACUCCAUUUUCCCCACCUUUAUCUCUAAGCUUUGGUGGAAACCCUUUGCAUUGUAACUGUGAGCUACUGUGGCUACGGCGUCUGGACAGGGACGACGAUAUGGAGACUUGUGCUUCUCCUCCAGGUUUAAAGGGAAGAUAUUUUUGGUAUGUCCGGGAAGAGGAAUUUGUUUGUGAGCCCCCUCUAAUUACUCAGCAUACUCACAGAUUUUUAGUUUUAGAAGGACAAACUGCCACUUUAAAGUGCAAAGCUAUUGGAGAUCCCUCUCCCAUCAUUCAUUGGGUGGCACCAGAUGAUCGACUUAUGGGCAAUUCUUCAAGAACAAUAGUUUAUGACAAUGGCACUUUGGAAAUCCUUAUCACAACCUCAAAGGAUUUUGGAAUAUUCACAUGCAUAGCAGCAAAUGCUGCUGGAGAGUCUACUGCAACAAUUGAGUUAUCCAUUAUUCAGCUUCCACAUCUCAGUAAUGGUACAGGCCGGACAGCCCCUCCUAAAUCAAGACUUUCUGACAUCACAAGUUCCAGCAAAUCUAAUCGAGGAGAAAGCAAGGGGCCACCAGAUAGGGCAGUCUUGGUUUCUGAGGUGACAACUACUUCAGCUUUAGUCAAAUGGACAGUAAGCAAGUCAGCACCAAGAGUUAAAAUGUACCAGCUACAAUAUAACUGCUCUGAUGAUGAAGUUCUAAUUUAUCGGAUGAUUCCAGCUACAAAUAAAGCCUUCGUGGUGAACAACCUGGUUUCUGGAACAGGCUAUGAUCUUUGUGUUCUGGCCCUGUGGGAUGACACUGCCACAACGCUCACUGCUACCAACAUUGUAGGCUGUGCCCAGUUCUACACCAAAGAGGACUAUCCCCAGUGUCAGUCCAUGCACAGCCAAUUUCUGGGUGGGACCAUGAUUUUAAUCAUUGGAGGCAUCAUUGUGGCUACUCUGCUGGUAUUUAUCAUCAUACUGAUGGUGCGGUACAAGGUUUGCAACAACAACCCUGGAAAGAUGGCCAAUGUUAGCAAUGUCUAUUCUCAAACCAAUGGUUCUCAACCUGUCCAGAAUGGAGUCCUGCCACAAGUGAAUCCCAAAGUUGUGGUAAGGAAUGAACUCAUGGAGUUUAACUGCGAGUCGGCACACAGCAGCAUCUCUUCUUCCUCUAGUUCCAUGAACAGCCGUGACUGUGAUGGCUAUAGCCUCCAAAGUGAACAGGGCACAUUGUCCAGUAAAUGGAGGCCCCCGUCAAGAUCAAAGCAUCACAAUAUUGAUCGGCUCAUGGGAGCUUUUGCCUCUCUGGACCUGAAGUGUCAGAAAAAGGAGGAAACAAUAGACUCAAGAACUUCCAUUGUGGUCCGUCACUCAGACAAGGAGCCACUUUUGGGUCAGCAGGAAUCCAAAUUUCGCAGCCUCCUCAUGUUGCCACUGGAGGGUAAAACUAAACGUAGCCAUUCUUUUGACAUGGGGGACUUUUCCACUUCUCAGUGUUGCAACUACCCCAAAAAGAUCACAAACAUUUGGACAAAACGUAGUUUGUCAGUGAAUGGUAUGCUUUUACAGUACAAUGACAGUGACCUGACAGAAUCAAAGGGAACUUAUGGGAGCUCGGAGUGGGUCAUGGAAAGCACAGUGUAAAUAGAAGCUGCCCUCCAUUCCAUUCUUAGUCCUACCAAACAUAACCAAGUCCAUGAGUUCAAAAGGCCAUAAAUGUGAUAGAAGGAAAACAAACCACACACACAAACACACACACACAUUCAGCCACAUAUUGGUCAAUAAAUAUUAACAUAAAGAAUUCAAGUGGAGUAAAAGAAGUUAUGAGGUUUAUAGGAUGUGUGCAUGUGUGUAAGGAGAUGGUGAUAUGCCCUCGACAUAUUAUUUAUAUCUGUGUGAAUGUCUCAAGGAAUUCACUGGAAACGUUCAGUGCUAUCCCAAUUUCCCAGUGAACUGUGUAACAAAAUUGAAAGAGGAUUAAUGCUGGUUAAGAAGUGUCUAUUCAACUCUUAGGAUAAUUGUGUUUGUCUUCAUUUUCUCAUUGUCUGAGAUGAACAUUUCAGUGGACACAAAACUAACAGGGGAAAAACUUAAGCUGCCACUACAUAACCAAUAUAUCUGGAAAAAGAAACCCUGAACACACAAAUUAACAUUAAGAUUAAAAGCAACAUUUUGAAAAGAUCUUGCUACUGUUUGCCUGAAGAUUCUCUCCUCUCCAGAAAAAAAAAUCCAACAGUCCAUACUCACUGCCUUUCUUUCCCUUGUUAUAACUUUUUUUUAAAAAAAACUAAUAAUUAAUUAUUGAGAUGCUAUCAUUGUUCUCUAUCUGUUUUAUUCAUCAACAGAUGGCCAUAGGUUAUUAAGAUUAUAAGGGAGUUAAGUGUCAGGGCAGAAGAGAGAAAUUCAGUUUUUAUAACCUGGGGGAGAAAGGAGAAAAAUGUUCCUAUUUCUGACCAAGAUUCCAAAAUCACUAUUUAAUCAACAAACAAGAAAUAUCUGACUCAUAAAUAUUAGAAGAGGGAGGGAGAUCCAUACCUUCAUAUCAAAUACCACAAAUUGGCAUAUCAUCAUGUCAGUCAGAAGAAGGGUAUGAAAUCUCCAGCAUCACAUAAAACUCCAACUCUGAUUGUGAGAAUAUUCCUCAUGAGCUCUGGAAAAUGCAGUGUAGUCUAGGAGAGGCCCAGAUUCAACAGUGCUAUAUAGUCUCUCUUUGUCCCACAUCAUGUUCACAUGCUUGUCUUUCUUGUUGAAAUCCAUUUGAGGCUACAUUAUGCCUUUUUAAGUGAUAAUCAAACACAUUAAUGGAUCUGGAAGAGCUGUGAAUGCACAAAUUUUGCCCUCCCAAAGCACUACUCCAUGGCAGAAGAGAAAUGUUGGCCUUUAGAGCCACAGCCUAUAAUUCAGAAUCGUUUUCUGUAUUUAUUUGCUCCCAAAAAUUCGUCCAUUGGGGAGCUAUUUCUGAAAUUGCACACUAUUUUUUUUUCAAAGGGUCUGUGCUGAAAAGAAUUGUAAAAGAGUGAAGAGAACACUCAUAUACAAUCUCUCUUUUUAUUUUUAAGAAAAAGCUCAGCUCAGAGAUAUAUUGUGACAUGGCUAUGUAUUUGAUCCUGUUAUCCGUCAUGUUUCCUAUUUGAAGUUUUAGAAAAUGGCAUCCCUGUGAUCAAAAUAUUUUCUUUUCCCUUCCUCUUUUGCUACAAAAUGUACAGUAAAAACAAUUUAUUGGGAAAAAAAUGAA
Pantherophis guttatus is the source of this 5181-nucleotide messenger RNA. It is a transcript of the gene LRFN2, whose product is annotated as leucine rich repeat and fibronectin type III domain containing 2. NCBI's taxonomy places the organism in Eukaryota, Metazoa, Chordata, Lepidosauria, Squamata, Colubridae. Gene Ontology annotation, cellular component: postsynaptic density membrane; cell surface. Gene Ontology annotation, molecular function: protein binding. The record is from RefSeq and is a predicted model, not a curated record.